Messenger RNA from Gongylonema pulchrum, 201 nucleotides. Lineage: Eukaryota; Metazoa; Nematoda; Chromadorea; Rhabditida; Gongylonematidae. The record is from the annotation of a GenBank genome assembly.
AUGUGUCCACACCCUUCUUGCCAUCAGUAUUAUACAAUUGAAUCGGUGAAUGCGUUGCGCACACUACUCCCGCAAAAAGCAGAAUUCUUCGGAAAAUUUGACCUGGACGAACGUAAAAUGGAUGUCUUCCUCAAGGAUGACGCUGUCACACAAGGAAUAAAAGGUCAAUGCUACGCUUUUAUAGACGGUCACCAUGCUUAG